Entamoeba histolytica HM-1:IMSS is the source of this 1161-nucleotide messenger RNA. RefSeq lists its product as uncharacterized. Lineage: Eukaryota; Evosea; Mastigamoebida; Endamoebidae. The record is from RefSeq and is a predicted model, not a curated record. The transcript is spliced from 2 exons. Bases 1 to 1161 code for a protein of 386 amino acids.
AUGCUCAACUAUACUCUUACAACCUUUAGUUAUGGAUUGUUAUUUAUUUUUGCUUAUCUCCUUUUGCCAUUCCUUCAUGGCCAUUUAAGCACUGAACCAAUUCAUCAAAUAUUAGUAUGGUAUUUAUAUGAUUCUUUAAAAUAUCCAUUACUUUCUCUUUUUAUUGCCUUUAUUUUGGCAAUCAUUUGUAUUGUUCAUGGUGAAACUCAAUGGAAAGAAGUGUCAAGUGGGAUGUAUCAAAACUUAAGUUUAGACUAUUCAGAACGAUUUCUCAUUUCUAUUGUUCUUCUUCUUUCUUCUUUUGGUUUAAUUGAGUUAUGUAUAACGUUUCCUAAGGCAAUUGGUAUCAUCAUCAAAACUUUAUUUGGUACAACACCUGUUAGUGUAAAAGCAAGUGAAAUACAAGAUGAAAUUCGAGACCUCAACAAACACCAAAUGAUUCUUAUUGAUAAACAACAAAAAGGUGAACUUUUAAGAGAAGAAGAGUUAAAUGAAUUACAAUCAUUUAGUAACAAAGAAAUGCAAUUACAACACAAAUUUAAGCAAGUCCUCAGAACUAAAACUAGAAGAGAAAUUUUUCAAGCAAUAGGAAUUUUUAUUGGUUUUGUUAUUUGUGUUAGUAUUAUUAUUGUUGGUAUUUGUAUGGCUAUUGAUGGAGUGUCUUUACCAAAACGAUCUGAAUGUGGUAUUUUAUGUGGAUUUUGGGUAAAUGAACGUGGUGUAUUUGAUGAGAUUAUUUCAAUGUUUGGUGUGUUUGCACCAUGGGUUUAUGGAAUUUCAACAAUCAUUUUAAUGCUUAUUCAUUGUCUUGGAAUUUUUUGUAGUAAACAAGAAAAUGGAGGAUUUAAACUUGAAUUUAUUUCUUUGAGAAAACGAGACUAUAGCAAAUUAGUAGAAGUUAUUGGACUUUUAUUGAUUGGGUUUGGAGGAGUCCCUUUGUUACAGCAUAUUAUCAAUCCAAAUUUAUACCUUAACACUCAAGUUGAUAUUUAUAAUAUUGGUCAACUCCAUUUCCCAUUCUUUGGGAUUUUCCUCGCAAUUAUUCGUUGGGUUUUUAUUUUGAACUUUUUUAUUUCUAUAAUUUAUGCUUUUGUAUAUAAUAAAGCAAAUGAAUCUUCUACUACAAUGGACGACUUGGUUAUUCCUUUCUAUCUAAGAUAG